Messenger RNA from Dufourea novaeangliae, 1451 nucleotides. RefSeq names its product galactoside 2-alpha-L-fucosyltransferase 1-like. The transcript is spliced from 3 exons. The coding region runs from base 447 to 1451 and encodes 334 amino acids. The record is from RefSeq and is a predicted model, not a curated record. Lineage: Eukaryota; Metazoa; Arthropoda; Insecta; Hymenoptera; Halictidae. Gene Ontology annotation, biological process: carbohydrate metabolic process. Gene Ontology annotation, molecular function: galactoside 2-alpha-L-fucosyltransferase activity. Gene Ontology annotation, cellular component: membrane.
UGUUCGACAACUUGCUGGAAUAGGUGUAUGCUAAAGUGAAAUUAUUCCUAGAGGAAUAUACUGAUAAAUAAUAGAAAUUGUGUACUGUGAUCAUUUAUGCCAGUGAAGGAAAAUCGUUUCAAAGAUUAAAGUAUCCCAUGGAAAUGCAACAAGCGUCAAUGCACGAGACACACAUCGAUUUCACCGGGAAAACAUGAGUGGCAGAAAUAACGGGCUGAUCGACGCGAGCCCCGUGGCUAAUAGUGGGUUUCGAGUGCAAUGCGAAUAUUUUAUUGGAACGGAUGUACGUCGGAAAACAAAGGACAUGGCACACCUGUAGAUACGAAAUGCCGGACUAGUGGAAGUUGAAGAGUAGAGAAUAAUAAGCAGGCAGCUGUAGUGCAGAAGAUAGAGAAAAGAAUUGAUUGGUACGUAGUGACAGCACCCUACAGGAGCAAGUAAGGAUAAUGAGUCACGCCCAGCAGCAUGUACUUGCAAGUGCAAUAGUUCUUGCUCUGAUAGUGGUCUUCGGCAUCCAUGUCUUCCUAUUUCCCAUGUACACAUCCAACCCACCAGCUCGCCACAUAAAGAUCUCAACCUAUGAACAAGCUCUUUGUCGUACAACAUUAAAGAAUAUCAAAAUACCACCGGAAUGGAGAAAUCCUUGUCCGAUGUAUGGUAUAGUAUCCGCAGUCCAAGGUGGCAGACUUGGUAAUCAAAUUUGGGAAUAUGUCUCAGUCUGGGCUACCGCCAGAAAAACUGGUUUGGAACCAUUCAUGCCACGUUGCAUACUGAAAACUCUAGAAGAAUACUUUGAAAAUCUCAGUAUUCCACCACUCAGUUACAUUGGAAAAUGCACCCUAGAUGUUAGCAAAGUUGUGAAUUCCCUUGGGCAAUGGAACAGCACAGAACAGAACAUCAUCAUACCAAGGCAUGCAGCAUACUGGUCUCUCAUUCUAGUGUGGUUGGAUGAUGUACGAAGGGAAUUUACGUUCAAGCCAAACUUAAGGAAUUACGCGGAAAGGGUACUAAAAGAAAUAGCCGAGGAGUUCAAAUUGUCAGAACCAACGUUUGUGAGCAUACACGUAAGAAGAACAGAUUAUAUAGACUAUCUAUGGCACAAAUUGAAAAUUAGACCUGCCCCUGUUAGCUACUACUUUACAGCAAUGGAUUACUUUGUUGGCAAGUAUAGAAAUGUAGUUUUUGUAGUAACUAGUGAUAAUAUAGUUUGGUGCAAGUAUAAUUUGCAUAGUAAACGACAUAGAAUCAAAUUCGUGUCCGAUAUAGAUGCAAAAGGUCCUGGCAAGGAUCUAGCGGUUUUAUCAGCAUGUAAUCACAGUAUUAUAGAUUAUGGUACAUACGGUUCGUUUGGCGCAAUUUUGGCCGCCGGUGAAACUGUAGUGUACAAUGUAACAACAUACUUUUCUACCUUAAUUGCCGAAGUUUUGCCAAACUGGAGAAUAAUGAGUUGA